Cyanistes caeruleus (blue tit) is the source of this 625-nucleotide messenger RNA. NCBI's taxonomy places the organism in Eukaryota, Metazoa, Chordata, Aves, Passeriformes, Paridae. The record is from RefSeq and is a predicted model, not a curated record.
GCUCUGCUUCCUCCCCGCUUCGCCCAGGUGUCAAUGCCAUGCUCAGGAAAGUGGCGGUGGCAGCCGCCUCCAAACCCCACGUAGAGAUCCGCCAGGACGGGGACCAGUUCUACAUCAAAACUUCCACCACUGUCCGCACCACUGAGAUCAACUUCAAAAUCGGGGAGAGCUUUGAGGAGGAGACGGUGGAUGGACGAAAGUGCAGGAGUUUGGCAACUUGGGAGAAUGAAAACAAGAUCUAUUGCAAACAAACUCUUAUCGAGGGAGAUGGUCCCAAAACAUACUGGACUCGAGAAUUAGCUAAUGAUGAGCUGAUUUUGACCUUUGGUGCUGAUGAUGUUGUGUGCACGAGAAUUUAUGUAAGAGAGUAAAAACAUCAAUUUACUUGUCAUCUGGGAUGAAGUGUGAAAACCCCCAGUAUAAGGAGUAUCUGUGUGUGCUAUUACUAAUGCGGUAUUGUAUGUGACCAUGUGUGUUAUAUCUUGUGUGUUUUGCUUUCAGUUUUCAUUUCAGACACUAUCCCUUCCCACUUUGAAUGCCAUCAAUUUUCAUGUCUGCUUUGUAUUUUGUAGUUGUCACUUGCUAUGGUUUCCUCAGUUAUUAAACUUAUUGGGCAUAACUCACA